UUUUUUUUUUUUUUUUUAAGUUUGCAAGUCAGCCUCGAAAGGUAUAUCCAAGCAUCUCCAAAGUCUAACAUAAUUUAAACAUUCAUUGCCCCUCAGCAGGCAAAGCUUCAUUAAGUCAAUAUCAUCAUAGUUAGCUGCCUCAAUUGCAGCCUGAACCUAGCUGCACAUAACCCAGCUGGAGAGCCUUGCUUUUCAGCUGGCCCCAAUCUUCUUCCUGCAACCCACUUCAAAGCCCACUCUGUCGCCGACCCCUGCAGCACGCUUGAAACAUCCACAGUGAGUGGUCCGAUCCGAAUAUGUUCUAAUCGCAACCGCUAACAGCAUCACAGCUGCACCGUAACGAUGCCUGUCAGAAGAAGCCUGCAGACACCCGAUCCCAACGAGCCUUAUCUAACAGAAGGCCACGAUGUGAUUGAUAUGAUCGACCAAGCUAUCAAGAAAGACGAUCACGGCAAGCUUCGAGAUAUGGCGAUGGAAAUCGGAAUAGACUGGGGAAAAGAGGAUGAUGCCGGAUAG
Fusarium oxysporum Fo47 is the source of this 516-nucleotide messenger RNA. RefSeq lists its product as uncharacterized. The record is from RefSeq and is a predicted model, not a curated record. The transcript has a single exon. The coding region runs from base 343 to 516 and encodes 57 amino acids. Lineage: Eukaryota; Fungi; Ascomycota; Sordariomycetes; Hypocreales; Nectriaceae.